UCAUAAUGCAUACCGUAAUACGAGAAAGGACUGGCAGUAUUUGCAACGGUGUACUGAGAGACGUUCACGCUGUCCGUCGGUAGGGAAAAUUUAUUCAGUAAGACAAGCUCAGGCAACCCUGAAGAAACUUGAAGAUGUCUCGUUUCUUGAUGAUAUCGCUGGGUCUGUGCCUGAUCCUGAUUCAGGUCGUAUCUGCUCUUCCGUAUAAGGAUCAGGGAGUGUUGGAAACGGAGCUGUUUAAACGUUUAAUUCAUGAGCUGGAGGACAUAGCGCCGAUACAAACAGAGUGUGAAGGAAAUUUGAAUGACCUGGAUGAGCGUUAUCGGUGGUGCUAUGGAAGCAUCUGCUCGUACGAAGUCCUCAACGGAACCAGACUGAUCAGUGUCAAGUAUAACAACGCCUCCAGCCCCGAACUUCGAAUCGAAGUCACGGAUAUGAAUUUCAAUGUGCUCUAUGCGGCAUCUCAGCAAGACUUGGCAUUGCCUCUUACCUUGGAUUUCUCCGACUGCGUGUCUAAUGCUGACCUGGUCCGGUACCGAGUGACUGUCAGUGAUGUCACUGGCGGCCAGCAUAUCACAGCAUGUGUGGACCUAUCCCUAGUCGAUCGUUAAAACUUCCCAGCAUCGAUGGAGACCUCUUCCGGCUAAACGAAACUAACUCGACGACUCGCAUGAUUUUUUCCAAUAAUGUCUGUCUGCCUUUUGCUUUUGUUGUUUUUUUUUGUUUACCUUGGUUUAGUUUUGUUCUGAUUUUUUUUCUUUUCUUUUGGUACUAGAAAUGUGGUAAAGUAGUUACUGUCUAACUUUUUAGCACAUGGAAAGUGGGGUGCAUCAGCUACACUAUUAACAAUAAUCCUGGCGAAUCCCGGGCCAAUAGGGGCCAUCGUACUUUUUUAUCAUAGGAAGAACAGCUUUUUCCUGUACCUUUUAUUGUCCAUAUGAACGAUGAGGCUAAAUUUUGAGGGCUUAUAGGCAAUAAAAGGUUACACAAAGAACUUCCAAUUUGGGGGGUCCCUUAUUGAGCCUACCCCCAAAAAUAUCUAUAUCCUAAUAAUUCGCAAUAUGAAAACAUUUCACUAAUGAUAACAAGUUCUUAAUUUAUAAAGGGCAACUUUUACACAGUCACGUUCAAAUGCGCUGUACAAUGAAGGUAAUUAAACGUGGUCUAGUCGAUGGCGUACAAGGGCGCUUCAUCAAGCAACUGCCAAACGACCCACAUCCACCUAUCUCCAUAGAGGAGACAAUAAGGAGCAGUUACAGUUUUACAGGUGGGAGGAAACCCCCUGGGAAAAAAAAGUAUGGGUAAAACCCACGGAAUCAGGUUUGUACGGACUGAAAACCCAAUCCACCUUAGGCCCAAGCCGGGAUCAAACCCAGGCUGCAGAGGUGAAAGGCAAUUCAGAAAAAACAAACCAAACAAAGUAUUUUGCCAACCUGAGAAGACUUUGUUUCAACUUUGAAAUUAAAUUUUCUAAGUUGUAUUUGUUUGUUUUCCUCCCUUAGAAAUGUUUGCAGAGGUUCAAUGACAUUUAUUAUGAACGUAAGAGUACCCCCCCAAACACACACAAAAAAUAGCGGACUUUGAAGUCUUUCAUGGCACGAAGAAAGCCGAGUUUGAGGGAAAUGCAUGUAAGCCUGGUCUCCAAAUUUUACAUUUGGUUCAUUAGAAUAGCCAAGCUCAUGAAAAAAAAAACAAUACUGUAUACUUUGCAACUCGUUAGUGCGUUCUCACGUGAAGAUUUUCAACAAAAAUAAUCUUGGCACUCGGGCUGACUUGGCUAUUUUGGAGGAAUCAAUAAUUGUUCCCAUCCGUAUAAUGGUACGCUAUAGGCGCUGCUCAUAGGUGCUGCUUCUCGAUUUAGAUGCAGUGUUUAUUUCAAAACAAAAUAGAUGUAGGUUUAAUGCAUGUGUUCCGUCGCUUCGUUUCACAUUGAUCAUGUUCCUUCUUUUUAUGCAAUAAAACACUUCGAUAUUGAAAUUA
This is a messenger RNA of Acanthaster planci (crown-of-thorns starfish), 1980 nucleotides long. RefSeq lists its product as uncharacterized. The record is from RefSeq and is a predicted model, not a curated record. Lineage: Eukaryota; Metazoa; Echinodermata; Asteroidea; Valvatida; Acanthasteridae.